AAAAUAAAUAGCCAAAAUAUCUGUUACCAUUCAUUCAUUGGAUCUAGUCGAGUUUACAACAAUUUUAUUUUUGAUCAAUUUUGGAAAAAAAAUCCAUCCAUCCACCCAACAUGGCUCAAGUUAUACCAAAUGAUGAACGAUUUUUUGGAAAAUUCAAGCUCAUUUCCAGUGAUAAUUUUGAUGCUUUUCUUAAAGAAAUCGGAGUUGGUUUUAUGCAACGUAAAGCAGCCAAUUUAGCAAGUCCAGAUUUAGAAUUGAUCAAAGAAGAAGAUGGUUGGACAACAAUUAAAGUUAAAACACCAAUAAAAAAUGUUGUAAAUCGUUUUAAAUUGGGUGAAUUUUUUCAAGAAACACGUGUUGAUGGUAAAGUUUGUAAAUCAAAAGUAACAUUUGAACCACCAAACAAAUUUAUUCAAAUGCAAUGGGAUGAUAAUCUUGAAAUUAAAUAUGUUCGUGAAUUUGUUGAUAAUAAAAUCAAUGUGACAUCCACUUGUAAUGGUGUUGAAUGUUUACGUGUUUAUGAACGUGCAGACAAAUAAUAAUUUCUGAUAAAAAUAUUUUUUUAUAAUUUCUAUUUUAAAAAAUGAAAAAAUAAAUUAAAUUAAAUUUGAACAAAACAAAAA
Molecule: messenger RNA, 623 nt
Organism: Dermatophagoides pteronyssinus (European house dust mite)
Lineage: Eukaryota; Metazoa; Arthropoda; Arachnida; Sarcoptiformes; Pyroglyphidae
Product: fatty acid-binding protein-like
Molecular function (GO): lipid binding
Source: RefSeq, a predicted model, not a curated record